UACAGAACAUGUUAUAUUCGUUAUUACAAAUCUUAAUGCUCUCUAGUGGGUUUGUUCUUUUCCGAUGAUGGAAUGGUUGAUCUUUCUAUAGAAUCGUUAAUUAAUAUGAUUGUUCAGUUCAUGAAGAGGUUUUGAUUGGGGUUGAUCAUGUAUGCAUUCAGUUUUUACUGUUUAUAUAGUUCUGUGUUUUGAGUAGGGUUGAAAUGUAUUGGCUUCUGAUCAUUCAGUUCUACUGUUUUAUGGUUCAUGUCAUUAAGAAUGUUCAAUCCAUGAAUGGGGGUUUUGACUAGGGUUGAAAUGUAUGGAUUCAGAUGUAUUCAAUUUUUUUAUGGUUAAUUGUGUUCAUGUCAUUAAGAAUGUUCAAUCCAUGAAGGUGCUAUGAUUACGGCUUCAGAUGCAUUAAUGUCUACCGUUAAUAUGGUUGAUGUCAUUUAGAAUGUUAAUUAAAUCCUUAAGUUUGAAAUGUAUGGCUUCAGUUGCAUUCAAUUUCUACCGUUUAUUUGCUUCAUGUCAUUAAGAAUGUUAAAUCCAUGAAGGGGGUUUGAUUAGGGUUGACAUGUAUGGGCUUCAGCUGCACUCAACUUCUCUGUUUAUAGUUUUGUGUUUUUUGAUCCAUCUGCUUACGUUCUUUUCUUCCUUCGUUUCAGGUCAAUCAACCAUUUGCAAAAUGUCAAGUUCUUCUAAUUCGACGUCAUCACUCACCGGUUCUACUUCGAGUGCACCAGACGGUUCAGGGAGAACGUUCACUCCUUUCUUUCCUCAGUUUGGGUCGAUGUCUCCUGUUUUAAACCCUGAUGGAACUCUUAAGGGCGUUUAUGAUGUUGAAGACCACUCUUUUAUUCCCACCUCGAAGGCUACCCGUGGUGGACCGAGAAACUCAGUUUUGGGAGCUCCAACUUUGGUAAAUGCCACCAGCUCUCGAGCACCACCACCACCGAGUUCCAUGGGGAAUACGGCUGGUGGAGGCUCAAUGAGCAGGGCCUUGAUCUCUGAUGGAGGAAGUAUACUGAGCUCUACGGGGAGUAUGGGUGGUGGAGACUCAAUGAGCAGGGCUUUGAUCUCUGAUGGAGGAAGUAUACUGAGCUCUACGGGGAGUAUGGGUGGUGGAGGCUCAAUGAGCAGGGCUUUGAUCUCUGAUGGAGGAAGUAUACUGAGCUCCACGGGGAGUAUGGGUGGUGGAGGCUCAAUGAGCAGGGGAUUGAUCUCUGAUGGAGGAAGUAUACUGAGCUCUACGGGGAGUAUGGGUGGUGGAGGCUCAAUGAGCAGGGCUUUGAUCUCUGAUGGAGGAAGUAUACUGAGCUCCACGGGGAGUAUGGGUGGUGGAGGCUCAAUGAGCAGGGGAUUGAUCUCUGAUGGAGGAAGUAUACUGAGCUCUACGGGGAGUAUGGGUGGUGGAGGCUUAAUGAGCAGGGCUUUGUUCUCUGAUGGAGGAAGUAUCAUGAGCUCUAUGGGGAGUAUGGAUGGAAGUACUGAACAUUAUAGAUCAAUGAUGAUUGGGCUCCAAGGAUCCCCACAGGUUUAUUCUAUGCCUGGAAGCGCCUACCCUACUGCUGCUGGGGGACAUUCCCAAACUUAUGUUCAAGCAAUGAACAGCCUAAGCUCUAUGAGCUUAAUGAACUCCAUCUACACCACAACUGAUUAUCAAAUGGAUUUGCAUCAGCAAGAAUUAAUGAUGCAAUCUCAACAGUCAUCUAUGGGAAGGCAUGGUGGGUUUUACUUUGGUGAUGCGUCUAUGCCAACAUAUCCUCUACAACUACCAAGUGCUCAAGCUGUGAGCCGUAGUGGUGUUAUCUCCUCUCAGACUGGUGGACCUCCGACUAUUGGAUCAAGAUCUGUGAAUGCUGCAACGGGUUAUGACCAGCCCCUCCAGCACCAUCAGAACACGUCCCAGUUUGGCGGGCAGAAGCUACCAGCGAUCGGCCAGCCCAUCAGAGACGUGGGAUCACAACCAACGCACGCGACGACACAGUCCACUCCUGACCCUUUUGGCAUGCUAGGUUUGGUUAAUGUGAUAAACCAGACCAACCCUGACGUGACUACUUUGGCACUUGGGAUUGACUUGCAGGCAAUGGGGUUAGAUAUGACCUCCAAAGAAAAUCUUUUCAAGACUUUCGCCUCGCCUUGGGCUAAUGAACCCCUUAAAGAGGAUCAAGAUCACUUCGAUCUACCGCAGUGUUACAACGCAAUACAACUACCACCUCCAAAUCAAGAGAUGUUUAGAAGGUUUGCCAUGAAGACAUUGUUUUACAUAUUUUAUAGCAUGCCGAAAGAUGAGGCGCAGCUAUACGCAGCUAAUGAACUUAACAACAGGUACUGGUUCUACCACAAAGAACACAAGUGUUGGUUCAAACGAAUUGGGAAACCUCUCCUGCAAACAAAUGCUUAUGAAAGAGGAACAUAUGACUGUUUCGAUCCAGACAAAUUUGAGACCGUUCAAAAGGAAAAUAUUGUUAUUUAUUAUGAGAUGCUGGAAAGGAGGCCGUCUCUACCUCAACACCGAGUGUAAAUGACUGUUAUUAAGUAUCUAUGAUGUAAAGUUCCAUCUGUUAGGAAUGUUCAUAGAUCAAGAACCAGUUUCAGUAUGUAAACUUUUCCAAACUUUGCUUUUUGUUUUUGAAUAUUUGUAGCUGAAACUUCUUUAAGCUAUAUAUUGAAUAACUGCAUAUCUGUUUCCCAUUA
Brassica napus (rape) is the source of this 2679-nucleotide messenger RNA. Its product is annotated as probable NOT transcription complex subunit VIP2. Gene Ontology annotation, cellular component: P-body; CCR4-NOT core complex. The record is from RefSeq and is a predicted model, not a curated record. Gene Ontology annotation, biological process: nuclear-transcribed mRNA poly(A) tail shortening; regulation of DNA-templated transcription. Lineage: Eukaryota; Viridiplantae; Streptophyta; Magnoliopsida; Brassicales; Brassicaceae.